CCUGGAUGCGCAAACGGGACAUGCACAUCCUGAGCGCUGGCAUCUUCAUGUAUACGUCGGACCUGAGGUUCCAGGUGAUCCAUCCGGAUAAGUCGGAGAAUUGGACGCUGCAAAUCAAGUCGCCGCAACAGCGCGAUUCUGGCGUGUACGAGUGCCAGGUCAGCACCGAGCCGAAGAUGUCGCUCAACUAUAGUCUCAACGUAGUUGAAGCGCGAGCCAGAAUACUCGGCCAGGCUGAUAUCUACGUGAAGACCGGAAGUCUUUUGACGUUGACGUGUGUCAUGUCGCAAGGUCCCCAUGAUCUGGGAACGGUAGCUUGGUAUCAAGAAAGUGAGGCGGUGGUGACAUCACCGCGAUCAGAAAACGACAUCGAAUCGGAGCCCCGCAUAACCGUCGAGACAGAAUGGAGUGACGCCCUCACGUCGAGAUUGAGGAUCACGCAUGCGAAGCUCACUGACAGCGGAAAGUACAGUUGCGUUCCUACCGUGGCGGAGAGAGCAAGUGUCAACGUGCACGUGAUCAAUGGUGAACAUCCGGCUGCGAUGCAGCAUGGAAACACAGCAGCCGGAUCGCCCAACUCGAAAACGGUUCUGGUGAUGCUUGCCUUCCUUCUAGGCCAGCUGAGAUAAUGUGCGUGCACGAAGGUUGCCCGAGUAAAAUUGAUGGACGUAUCACAACAUUGUCGCCCACACAUCCUAAACGUUAACCCUUCCGCACAGAUCGAUCUGAAUUAGAUCUUAAUUAGUUUCAUCGUAGCGGCCGAAAGAUUAAAUGAUUUGCAACAUUAUAUAAUAGUCAUAAUGAUACAGUUAUAAAGCGAGAAUUUAUAAGUUAAUGAAAGGUUAUUUAUAAAAGUUUUUGAUUAAUAUCAGUUGUGCGAAUUUUAUGGCUUUAGAAUUAAUUGAUUUUUGAAGAAUAAUAUUUCAUAAUCACUGCGAUGUCAUAUACUAUUCACCGUUAUUGACAUGAUUGUUUUCUAUCGCGUAUAUCAUUUUAUUUUAUCGGGAUUAAGUUUUUAAAUUCGUUGAAAUCGCGUACGAAAUAAUAUAGAAAUGCAGCGAUUGUAAAUCAUAAUUUUUUUUCAACUCCAAUUUCCAUUUAUCUCGAAGCAGAAAUUUUAAUCUAAAAAUAUAAGCGCCGUUAUGUUAUUUUAAUUGCGUGUCGUAAUUUAAAUACUCUCGUUGUGUAGCGGUUAUCUCGCUUCUCUUAAUCUAACAUGAAAAUCCCCAUCCCGUUUAUCUUAAACUUAACCGUGGGUUUGGCCGCUGGGGUGAGAAAUACAAAGAUAAUCUCUAAGAGACAGCUCUUACGUAAUAAAAGGGAAAGCUUUGUGCCUAAGGGUUAAGCGGAGUGUGAGGCAGUUGUAUUACACGGUGUCUUAGAAGCAUGAAUUUCUGAGUCGACUUUUCCCAGCCGCGAAAGAAUGAAUCCAGAAAGAAUGGACUUUUCAUACAUUUGUUAUAUAAUGCAGCGACAGUAUUUACAGAUGAGCUGUACACAUAUAAAAUGUUAAAUAGCUGCGUAAUGAUAACCAGCGAAUCGUAUCUCCAUCUCAAAAACAUUCCCCAGUAAUUGGCAAUGUUGCACAAAUGAUAUUUUUACCAUCAAUUUGCGUCCAAAAUUAAU
Molecule: messenger RNA, 1626 nt
Organism: Mycetomoellerius zeteki
Lineage: Eukaryota; Metazoa; Arthropoda; Insecta; Hymenoptera; Formicidae
Gene: dpr1
Product: defective proboscis extension response 1
Exons: 4
Coding region: 6-629 (207 amino acids)
Biological process (GO): synapse organization
Cellular component (GO): neuron projection membrane
Source: RefSeq, a predicted model, not a curated record